Molecule: messenger RNA, 616 nt
Organism: Paramecium pentaurelia
Lineage: Eukaryota; Ciliophora; Oligohymenophorea; Peniculida; Parameciidae
Source: the annotation of a GenBank genome assembly
AAUGAAAUUACGAUCUAUUAGCACUAUUGAUCAUCCAAAAGAAUUCUUGUUUCCUAUUGAACCAGAUCUAUCAGCCUCAAUGACUGUAACCAAUUCAAAGAUUUAUCAAAUAUAUUAAAAAAAUAGGCAAACAACUCCAAAAAGAGAUCCUUUAUAAUCUUAAUUCAAUUUUACUAAUACUUUUAGGUUUGAAAAUAAUGGUUAAAUCUCUCCAUUAAGAUUAUAUCCUGAAAAAGCAGAAUUGAUUAAUUUAUCUUCUAAACGAUCCUUAACCCCCUCUUCAAAACCUCAACAAAUUAAAGUAAAAGGGUUCACUGAUAAAUUUAAUGAAAUUUAACUAAAAAAAACUUUGAGACAUCAAGGAGUCGGGAUUGUUUAUUGCAGAUAAAACUAUAAUAAAAUCAAUAAUAAAGGUGAUGGAACUGGAGAAAUUAUGCUUGAAGACAUUUAAAAUCUCAAUAAUGUCAAAUAACGACUGAAAACCUUUGGACUAGAAUUAGAAAAUGAAGGAAUACAUCAUGGAGUUAAACAUAUAAUCUCUGAAAAAUUUGCAAGGAUAUUAUAAACUGAAAAAAACAAAACAUCCAGAAAUUAACACAAUUACUUUAGAGCAUGA